CCGUGGGGCCGAGGCGGGCAGGGACCCCCCCAGGCUGCGGCCCGGGGUCCGGAGCCCCGCCGGGGACAUGGACCUCAACCGGAUCAUCCAGGCGCUGAAGGGCACCAUCGACCCGAAGCUGCGGAUCGCGGCCGAGACGGAGCUCAACCAGUCCUACAAGAUUAUCAAUUUUGCCCCCAGUUUGCUUCGGAUCAUAGUUUCGGACCAUGUGGAGUUCCCAGUGCGCCAGGCAGCUGCUAUCUACCUGAAAAACAUGGUGACACAAUACUGGCCUGACCGGGAGCCUCCUCCAGGAGAAGUCAUAUUUCCAUUCAACAUUCAUGAAAAUGACCGGCAGCAGAUCCGAGACAACAUUGUGGAAGGGAUCAUCCGAUCUCCCGAUCUGGUGAGAGUUCAAUUAACAAUGUGUCUGCGCGUCAUCAUUAAACACGACUUUCCUGGUCACUGGCCCGCGGUGGUCGACAAGAUAAACUAUUACUUGCAGUCACAGAGCAGUGGAAGCUGGCUUGGUGCCCUACUGUGUCUGUACCAACUGGUGAAGACUUACGAAUACAGGAAGGCCGAGGAGAGAGAGCCUCUCAUCGCAGCGAUGCAGAUCUUCCUGCCACGUGUCCAGCAGCUGAUCGCGCAGCUCCUGCCUGACGCCUCCUUCCACUCUGUGCUGCUCCAGAAGCAGAUUCUGAAGACCUUCUAUGCGCUGGUUCAGUAUGUAUUGCCUCUGCAACUUCUGAGUCACGAGACCAUGACUGUGUGGAUGGAGAUCUUCCGGACUAUCAUCGACAGGACUGUCCCUGCUGAGACUCUUCAAAUUGAUGAGGAUGAUCGCCCAGAGCUGGUGUGGUGGAAGUGUAAGAAGUGGGCCCUCCAUAUUGUAGCGCGUCUCUUCGAACGGUAUGGAAGCCCAGGAAAUGUCACAAAAGAAUACUUUGAAUUUUCUGAAUUUUUUCUGAAAACCUAUGCAGUGGGAAUUCAGCAGGCGCUACUAAAAAUCUUGGACCAGUACCGGCAGAAAGAGUAUGUAGCCCCGCGUGUUCUCCAGCAGGCAUUCAACUAUCUCAAGCAAGGGGUCACGCACUCCGUGACUUGGAAACAGAUGAAGCCACACAUUCAGAAUAUUUCUGAAGAUGUAAUUUUUUCUGUGAUGUGCUAUAAAGAUGAGGAUGAAGAACUGUGGCAAGAAGAUCCAUAUGAGUAUAUAAGGAUGAAAUUUGAUAUCUUUGAAGAUUACGCUUCUCCCACCACAGCAGCCCAGGCUCUCUUAUAUACGGCCGCAAAGAAGAGGAAGGAGGUGUUGCCAAAAAUGAUGGCAUUCUGUUAUCAAAUCCUAACAGACCCGAACUUUGACCCUCGGAAGAAAGACGGAGCCCUGCAUGUGAUUGGUUCCCUAGCUGAGAUUUUAUUGAAGAAGAGUUUAUUCAAGGACCAAAUUGAGCUGUUUCUACAAAAUCAUGUAUUUCCGUUAUUAUUGUCUAACCUGGGAUACCUUCGAGCUAGAUCCUGCUGGGUGCUGCACGCCUUCAGCUCUCUGACGUUUCACAAUGAGCUCACCCUCAGCACUGCGGUCGAGUUAGCCAGGAGGAGCCUGAUUGAGGAUGAGGAGAUGCCUGUCAAGGUGGAAGCCGCUCUUGCCCUUCAGUCCCUCAUUUCUAACCAGACACAAGCCAAGGAGCACAUGAAGCCGCAUGUGAGGCCCAUCAUGCAGGAGCUGCUGCACAUUGUCCGAGAGACGGAGAACGACGAUGUCACCAAUGUCAUCCAGAAGAUGAUUUCUGAGUACAGCCAGGAGGUGGCCUCCAUUGCUGUUGACACAACCCAACACUUGGCUGAGAUAUUUGGUAAAGUUCUUCAGAGUGAUGCCUAUGAAGAAAUGGAAGACAGAACAGUGAUGGCUAUGGGUGUGCUGCACACCAUCGAUACUAUCCUAACUGUUGUGGAAGGCCACCAGGAGGUCACACAACAGCUGGAGAACAUCUGCCUGCGCAUCAUUGACCUUGUUUUACAGAAGCAUGUCAUUGAAUUCUAUGAAGAAAUUCUUUCCCUGGCUUACAGUUUAACCUGCCACACCAUCUCCCCACAGAUGUGGCAGCUCCUGGGCAUUUUACAUGAAGCUUUCCAGCAGGAGCUCUUCGAGUACUUUACAGACAUGAUGCCUCUCCUGCAUAAUUAUGUGACGAUAGAUACUGAUACUUUGCUGUCAAACCCAAGGCAUUUGGAAGUCCUGUUUACAAUGUGCAGAAAGGUGAUGUGUGCAGAGGCGGGCGAGGACGCCGAGUGCCAUGCUGCUAAGCUUCUGGAGGUCAUCAUUCUUCAGUGCCGAGGAAGGGGAAUUGACCAGUGCAUCCCCCUGUUUGUCCAGCUUGUCCUGGAGAGGCUGACCCGCGGAGUGAAAACCAGCGAGCUGCGCGCCAUGUGCCUGCAGGUGGCGAUCGCUGCCCUGUACUACAGCCCAGAGCUGCUGCUGCGGACUCUGGAGCAGGCCCAGCUGCCACACCACCCGGGGCCUAUCACCGCGCACUUCAUCAACCAGUGGAUGAGUGACACCGAUUACUUCCUGGGGCAUCACGACCGGAAGAUGUGUAUAAUAGGACUGAGCAUCCUUCUGGAGUUACAGAGCCGGCCUCCCGCAGUGGACGCGGUGGCAGCACAGAUUGUGCCCUCCAUCCUUUUCCUGUUCCUUGGCCUGAAGCAGGUCUGUGCCACUCGGCAACUAAUGAACUGCAGUCGCACAAAAGCCGAAAAGGCCAGCGUGGAAGAGAAUGAGGAGAUUUCCAGCGAGGAGGAAGAGACGAACGCAGGCGCUCCAGCCGUGCAGCCGCGUGGUGGGCGGGGCGAGGAGGAGGAGGAGGAGGACUGGGACGAGGAAGUGCUGGAGGAGACUGCCCUCGAGGGCUUCAGCACCCCGCUGGACCUGGACGGCGGCGUGGACGAGUACCAGUUCUUCACGCAGGCUCUGCUAACUGUGCAAAAUCGGGAUGCUGCCUGGUACCAGCUGCUGGUGGCACCCCUCAGCGACGACCAGAAGAGGACGCUGCAGGAGGUGUGCACGUUGGCAGAGCACCGAAGGACGGUGGCAGAAGCAAAGAAAAACAUCGAACAGCAGGGAGGCGUCACGUUUGAGAGCAAGGGUGUUCUCUCUGCAUUUAACUUCGGGACUGUGCCCGGCAGCAACUGAAGGAAGGAGGGUCCACCGGCAGCGUCCUUGUCCUCACAGCUCCUUACUCCCCAGGGAUGCGCGGGCCCAGGGAAGAGGAAGGGCCGCUGGCGCGGAGCCCCACUCUCCAGCGGUCGCCUGGCAUCUGGCAGCCGGGGAUCCGCCCCUUCUCCUCGACCUUGUCACCCUGGAGUACAUGUUUCCAACAGCUACUGCGAUGUAUGGGAUUAAAGGAAGACGGAGUCCUCGCGGUGGACAGGAAGCCCUGUGCGCUAGGGCUGAGAGCCAAGGUGGCUUUUGGACUGGAGCGCGUGUGCGUCUCAGGUGUUUGCCAUGCAGAAUCAGUGGGUUUAUGCGGAUAACAGUGCCUUCUGUUGUACAUGAAUUACCAGAAAAAAAUUCUUUUGGAGUGCAUUGCAAUUUUUUUUAAGGCAUACAACAUAUUUCUAGAUACACUUUUAACCUUGGUUCUAUGUCAACUUACUCUUGUAUUUUACUCUGUGAAUUUCCUGUCAGGCAGUUGCAAGUCACUGGUUUCAGAAAUAGCCCAGCUCCCCUGACCGCCGUGGGAGGCGGGGGGCUUUCUUUAAGGGUUCUACAAUGUGCACUGGCUCUGGCUUUAAGAAGUGUCUUAUCCCUAUUCCGUCAUGUUUCUCUGUCCAGAGCGGAGCCGCAUUUCCUUCAGGAUCCACAGGUCAAUCUCACUCAGAGGCUGGUAGGUCCAGGGCUCCCCUGUUUCUGGGCAGCACAGCGGAGGCUCUUUGGCCGCCAGGCUUAGCAGCAAGGCCGAGGGCGUUCUGCGCAGCACGUGAGAGCACCCCGAUCUGGGGCACGCUGAGCUCCCAGGAGCCAUGGCUCUGCUACUGACCAUGCCAGCCACGCCAGGCCGGGGCCCAGACAUCUGAUGUCUUUGUAUGGUUUUGACAGUCUUGCUAUGCAUGCAGCCUGGGCUCCUGCCUUAGCCUCGCGAAUACUGAGUGUACCGCCACACCCAACUGAUUCUAAAACACUUUUUUUUCUUGUUUUGAGGUAGGGUCUUGCUAUGUAGUUCCGGCUAGCCUGCAACUCCCUGUAUAGCCCAGGCUGGCCUCAAACUCAUGAAAUCCUCCUGUGUCAGCCUCCCUAGUGCUGGCAUGUAGUGUGAGCCACCACAUCUGAUGGGUGUUUUUUCUUUUUUCUAUGUAGGGUCUUGCUCUAGUCUCAGGCUGGCCUCAAAUUCACAGUGAUCCUUCUACCUCGGCCUGGGAUUAAAGGUGUGCACCACCACGCCUGGCCUGAUGGACUUUUUUUUUUUUAUUGGCCAAAAACAUCCCAACAGCUUUAACUACCUGCUCUCUCCCAGUUUGUCUCAGUCUUCAUCGUAGCUUCACCUGGCCUUUUCCAUCCCUUAAGGGUUGGGUGUGUUGUGCUGCCUUCCUCUGAGUCAUGAUGUCAGUGUUGCGGACGGAGGUUUCCCUGUUGUUCAAGGCCAGAAUACAAAUUGUCGUGUUUUCCCUCAGCAAAAUGACGGGUCCUCAGGGCUUGACACGGUACUGUGUGUGACACAGGUCCUCAUUUUUAUGACAUGUCUGCAGUUUAAACUUCCCACUAGCGACUGACUGAAUUUUUUCCAGUACUUUCCUUAUUACCAGCCCUAAUUCAUAUUAACUAUUUUUAAAAAUUUGGGUUAUUUAAUUUGUACACAAUUAGCUUGUAAAGCUGUACAUUUCAGAGUAAAAUGGCCCUGUGUUUUCCCAUUCCUCAACUCCCAAGCCAUGUCUCCCUGGCAGGUAGGAGGGAAGACGGCCCUGGGCAGGGGAGGGCUUGUAAAGCCUGAAAGGUGUCCUCUGUGGCUUUUUAAUGUUGACACAGGUGACUGGGAGGGGCCAGGAUAUCCGAGGUUUUAUUUUGUGGUGAGCUGUCCCCUGCUGUGCUAAAGAUAAAACACCCUCUCCAUCACCCUUGUUUGAAGCCAGGGUGGUCCUGUGGUCUUGUCACCGGCAGGGCUAACCUGCGUGUGUUCUGGUCACUGCGGAACUUAUAUGAAUGUACUGCACAAUAAAAUGUGGACUGAUUCCUGGA
This is a messenger RNA of Jaculus jaculus (lesser Egyptian jerboa), 5212 nucleotides long. RefSeq names its product importin 8 (gene Ipo8). The record is from RefSeq and is a predicted model, not a curated record. Gene Ontology annotation, molecular function: small GTPase binding. The transcript is spliced from 25 exons. Gene Ontology annotation, biological process: protein import into nucleus. The coding region runs from base 68 to 3172 and encodes 1034 amino acids. NCBI's taxonomy places the organism in Eukaryota, Metazoa, Chordata, Mammalia, Rodentia, Dipodidae. Gene Ontology annotation, cellular component: cytosol; nuclear envelope.